CCUCGGGUUAGCGGGGCCUGGAAGCGGCCGGAGUCGGGACCAUGGACGUGGACAAGGUCGCGUUGUGCGGGUCCCUGCUGACCUGGUUGCAGACGUUCAAUGUGCCAACUCCCAGAACUACCCACCAGGACCUGAGUAGUGGGGUCACGAUCGCCCAUGUUUUGCACCAGAUAGACCCCUCCUGGUUCAAUGAGGCCUGGCUCCUGCGGAUCAAGGAUGAUACCAGCGACAACUGGCGGCUGAAGGUGAGCAACUUGAAGAAAGUGCUGCAGAGUGUGGUGGAGUAUUCCCAGGAUAUCCUGGGGCACCAGGUGUGUGAUCAGCAUCUUCCAGAUGUGAAUCUCAUUGGCGAGUUUUCGGAUGCUGCCGAGCUGGGGAAGCUGCUGCAACUGGUGUUAGGCUGUGCCAUCAGCUGUGAAAAGAAGCAAGAGCACAUUCAGAGGAUCAUGACCUUGGAGGAAUCUGUGCAGCAUGUAGUGAUGACAGCAAUUCAGGAGCUCAUGAUGAAGGACAGCACAGACCCCCUGACUGCUGAGACCUAUGGCAACUUUGAUAGUCAGUCCCGCAGAUAUUAUUUUCUAAGUGAGGAGCUCGGGGAGACAGACGAUGUACGGCAGCGUUGCCAUGACCUGGAGCAACAGUUGUCCCUGCUGACUGAGGAGAAACAGAGCCUGGCCCAGGAGAAUAGGGCCCUCCGGGAGCAGAGAAAUCACCUGGAUGGGCCUGAGGCUGCAGGUGUCACCACUAAGCUGCUGCUGCUGCAGUCUCAGCUGGAGCAGCUGCAGGAAGAGAACUUCAGGCUGGAGAGCGGGAAAGAGGACGAUCGUCUCCGCUGCGAGGAACUGGAACGUGAGGUGGUUGACCUGCAGCAGCGGAACCAUCAGCUGAUGAGUCUGGCUCAGGAGGCUCAGGCCCUCAAGGACGAGAUGGAUGUACUCCGGCAUUCGUCGGACAAGGUGGGGCGACUGGAGGCGACCCUGAGCUCGGCCCGCCGCCGGUUGGAGGAGCUGGGUGAGCUGAGGCGGCAGGUGCGGCUGCUGGAGGAGAGGAACACGGGCCAUCUACAGCGCACCUGUGAGCUGGAGGAGGAGCUACGCCGGACGGGCCUCUUGCGGUCCCAGCUGGAGACUCACAAGAGACAGGUGCAGGAGUUGGCCGGGCGGCACAGGGAAGAGGCUAUGAAGGCUGAGAAGUGGCAGUUUGAGUGUCGGACCCUGGAGGAGAAGUAUGAGGCGGUUACCAAGGAAAAGGAGCGGCUCAUUGCUGAGCGGGACUCCCUGCGUGAGGCCAAUGAGGAGCUGCGCUGUGCCCAGGUGCAGCAGAAGUGCCUGAGCCAGGCGGAUUCCUUGCUGGAGCGAACAUCUUCGUCCAUGGACAACCUGGCUGCAGAGAUCCUGCCUGCUGAGCUCAAGGAAACAAUCAUGAGGCUGCAGUUGGAGAAUAAACGGCUAUGCGUGCAGGAGGCCGCCGACCGUGAGCGGCAAGAAGAGCUGCAGGCGCAGCUAGAGGAGGCAAAUCGGGCAAAGCACGGACUGGAGACCCAGCACAGGCUGAACCAGCAGCAGAUGGCAGAGCUGCGGGCACAGGUGGAGGAGCUGCAGAAAGCACUGCAAGAUCAGGGCAGCAAGGCGGAAGAUGCCAUUUCCUCCCUCCUGAAGCGGAAGCUGGAGGAGCAUCUGGAGAAGCUGCAUGAAGCGCAUUCAGAGCUGCAGAGAAAGCGGGAAUACAUUGAGGAUCUGGAGCCCCGGGUGGAUAACAGCAUGGUCAAGAAGAUUGGAGAGCUGCAGCAGAGUCUGCAGCAGAAGGAUGAAGACUUACGAGCCAUGGAAGAGCGAUACCGGCGUUAUGUGGAAAGGUCGCAGACAGUCUUCCAGACCUUGGAACCCCGCCAGCACCCAGUCAAGGUGCCACUGGAGAUCCAGGCACUCAAGACCCAAUUGCAGGAGAAGGACAUCAAGAUCCACCAUUUGGAAACUGACUUUGAGAAGAGCAAGUCUCAGCGGGAACAGGAGGAGAAGCUCAUCAUCAGUGCCUGGUACAACAUGGGGAUGGCGCUGCAGCAGCGGGCCACAGAAGAACGUGCCCCCGGCCCCCCCCACGCCCAGUCUUUCCUGGCCCAGCAACGGCUUGCUACAAAUGCCCGCCGGGGGCCCCUUGCCCGAACCCAUCCUCUGCUCCUCCGGCUUGGCGAGAAGCACUGAGGCCCCCGGCUAACCCUUCCUGGCGCCUGUAAGAUUCCUUACAGGCAGCAAAGGGUGAACUGAGCAGAGCCCACUCCCCAGGUAGCUGCACCCUAACUAAGGUGGAGUGGGCUCAGUAGGGGAAGUUCAGGGAUUCCACUGGGUUUUUUAAUGGAAGGGCGGUCCCCGCUCUGGGAACUGGUUGCCUGGGCCCUCCCAAACUCGGUCUGGGCCUCCUGUUCUUUUUAAAGAUGGGGUUGGAAGGGUUUGAAAACUUCUGCCCCCCAAUCUAGUACACUACAAAUAAAAUAAGUGAAACCGUC
Molecule: messenger RNA, 2503 nt
Organism: Tachyglossus aculeatus (Australian echidna)
Lineage: Eukaryota; Metazoa; Chordata; Mammalia; Monotremata; Tachyglossidae
Gene: HOOK2
Product: hook microtubule tethering protein 2
Biological process (GO): cytoskeleton-dependent intracellular transport; cytoplasmic microtubule organization
Cellular component (GO): centrosome; cytoplasm
Molecular function (GO): dynein light intermediate chain binding; microtubule binding
Source: RefSeq, a predicted model, not a curated record